GAUGGGCGAGGGCGCGGUGAGGGAGGUGGCGCAGGUGUACGAGCGCAUCAAGAUCCAGCACCCUCUCCUCCUCCACUACUACUCCUCGCAUCAUCAUCAGCCGACGACCCAGCUGGCGCACAACCUCCUCAGCGACGCGCUGCGAGCCCUCAACCUCGCGCUCUCCGUCAUGAAGCAACAUCCUGCUGCUGCUGGUUCAGUGACACCAAGAAUCGUCAAAGCUGCAGAGCCUCAAAUCUCACCGCCCAGCGCAGCAUCUGCCGACUCCCAAGCAAUAGUGACCAGCACGGCAAGAAGCGGCAAGAGAAGAAGAUCAUCGGUGAUGAUGGAAGGCAAAAAAUCAUCAUGGGUCAACUUUACCACCGUGCCUUACGAGGAUGGCUACGGGUGGAGGAAAUACGGCGAGAAGAAGAUCAACGGCACCAGCUACACCAGGAGCUACUUCAGGUGCACCUACAAGGACGACACAGGUUGCCUGGCAACAAAGCACGUCCAGCAGAAGGACUGUAACAGUGACCCUCCCAUGUUCCAAGUCACCUACAACAACGGCCACACUUGCAAGAACUUCACUACCACCACAGCUGCCAACAACAGCGGCAGUAGUAACGAUCUUGCACUAAUAGGUUGCUGCAACAGCAGCGAGGGAGUAACAAUAAUCAGUUCUCGAAAUAAUGGCCAUGCCGGCGCCGCCAUGAAUAAUAUCAAGCAAGAACAACCGCCAGUGCUGCUGCCGCCUCCGCUCGAGAUUUCUGCUCUCCCUUUCGAUGCAUCUCGAUCCGGCGAGUCCUGGGAUCAAUAUUCUGCAGGGGACGUGGCGCAGAUAGAGGAAGCAUCAGCUGGAGAUGGCCUUCUCGAUGAUCCGGAGCUUUUUGUCCUGUGCACCAGCUUCAAGGUCUACUAGCUAAAAUUUAACAAAACUUAGGGUUUUUUUUUUAUGAAAGCUAGUUUAUAUUUGUUUUAAGAUAACGACAAACUAUAGGAUUACGCGAGAGGUAGUCAUCAUAUAUGUGUGCACAUCGCGUGUAGAAAACAAGUGCUGGCUGCUGAUCCUAUAUAUAUUGGACAACAAGUAAAUUAAAGUAGCUGGUAGAAAAGGGAAAGGACCGAGAGGGGAAAGGAAAUCUAGUGAGGGAUCC
Molecule: messenger RNA, 1136 nt
Organism: Setaria italica (foxtail millet)
Lineage: Eukaryota; Viridiplantae; Streptophyta; Magnoliopsida; Poales; Poaceae
Product: probable WRKY transcription factor 54
Exons: 2
Coding region: 2-901 (299 amino acids)
Biological process (GO): regulation of DNA-templated transcription
Molecular function (GO): DNA-binding transcription factor activity; sequence-specific DNA binding
Source: RefSeq, a predicted model, not a curated record